AUGCCGCCCAAGUCAGCCAAUCCGUUGCCUGUGGCAGAGAUCAAAAAACUCAAACAUGUCUUGAAAGCUCGAUCGGGAGAGGCUGGAAUAGACGAACUGGCACAGCGAUAUAGUGCAGGCAGCACUGAGGACAAGAGAGCCAUUUUGAACAAAUACAUUGCUGACCGCACCUUGAGUUUCCGAUUUGAGAUCGCUCAAGAGACUGAGCUAGCAAGAAUGGAAGGCUCGACUACAAGCGGCCGGUGGAUGACACUGAAGCAAAUCGCUCAGCAAGAGGGUAUGCAGCUGGACGAUCCUCACCUGCCUCUGGUGAUCAAGGAUUUACCUGAGAGGGACCAUGAAAAUCCAGCUCUUGCCGCUGAGAAUGUGAAACAGUACCGCGUGGAGAAAUUCAAGGAUCAUGUGUCAAAUCAACACAAAGAAGCUACUGUGUUUCGGAACACAGCAAUGGGAAUGGAGAGAGUCAGGAAGCCCGGGAGCCAGCCGUCUUCCGCUCUCUCAGUUGGUGGCAAAGGAGGAGGCAAGGCUUCGGGAGCUGGCCUUGUCGUUAAUUGGAACACAGCCAACAAAGGCAUCAAAAAGAACAUCAGUGCUGGCUUGAAAGACGCCAUGCAGGCGAUGAGUGUCUCCCAGAAGUUCCGGUCCUCCAUCGAGACUUCGAGUGACAAGGUAGCUCUCAAAGAUGGCCAAAAGAUCUUGCAGGAAAGCAUCGAGGCAACGGAGGGCAUCGUGGAGGCAACUCUUGAUACGGAGAUUGAUCACUUGCGCCUGAAGGAGUCUCUGCAGGCUUUGCUGAAGACAACUAUGGCCUUCAGAGAUUUGUUGUAUCAUGUGGCGCCAAAGGCCAAGCCAACUCCGAAAGAGGACAAGUAG
Cladocopium goreaui is the source of this 873-nucleotide messenger RNA. The record is from the annotation of a GenBank genome assembly. Lineage: Eukaryota; Dinophyceae; Suessiales; Symbiodiniaceae.